Molecule: messenger RNA, 1811 nt
Organism: Acromyrmex echinatior (Panamanian leafcutter ant)
Lineage: Eukaryota; Metazoa; Arthropoda; Insecta; Hymenoptera; Formicidae
Gene: Kr-h2
Product: transmembrane protein 33-containing Krueppel homolog 2
Biological process (GO): membrane organization; endoplasmic reticulum tubular network organization
Cellular component (GO): membrane; endoplasmic reticulum
Source: RefSeq, a predicted model, not a curated record
AACGAUAUUUAUUCGCCAAUAUUCGCGAGACUGUCGGAAGUUAGAUUCUCGGGUCGUUUAGACACGUAGAUGUUCCGAAUAGGUGGACUGCUGACUCGUGCGAUUGUUUGUUGCUGUCACUGACGUGUAGAUCACCACUGGAGUAUCCUGUGCGUCGUCGUACGGAGCGUGCAGCGUCGUCAGGAUGGUGGAUAACGUAAGCAACGGAUCCAGUGACUCAUCGCCACAAAUCGAAAAGGGAUGGCCAGCCCUGAAACAGCAUAUUGUAGACAAUAAGAUUAAAUUUGGAUUAUGGGUCACCAGACUCUUCACCAUAAUAUUCACCAUCGGUUACAUUAUUCCUAUAUUUGGGAAUCCCUAUAAUAUAUACUAUAAGGUAUUAAUGAAUAAUGCGGCAACUAGUGCGUUACGUCUGCAUCAAAGAGUUCCUCGCGUUCAGCUCACAAGACAAUUUUUGGAGACGUUGCUGUUGGAAGAUUCGUGCCACUAUUUAUUCUACUCUUUAAUAUUUUUGUACGCGGCGCCAGUUACAUUGGUGCUCACACCAGUUUUUCUUUUUGCUCUGAUGCACAUGGCUAGUUAUUCUCUUACAUUGCUAGAUUGUUUAGGACAUAAUAGCUGGUGGGGCGCUCGUCUGUUAAUAUCUUUGGUGGAAUUUCAAUCACGGAAUAUCCUUCGUCUGUGUGCUCUAUCGGAAAUCAUAAUCUUACCAUUUACCGUUCUUCUAGUAUUCACAGGACGCGCCGGUUUACUGACUCCCUUUGUCUAUUAUCAGUUUUUGAAACUACGUCUUGCAUCUCAAAGAAAUCCAUUCACGCGUAACGUAUUUUACGAACUCAGAAAUGGAUUGAGCUCGGUGUCGAAAAAGCCGGCCGUGCCGGACAUCGUUCGAAGGAUGAUCGACGGUCUGCUUUCUCUGACCCAACAAAUGGCGCCAGUGCGUCAAUAAUAUCUAUAUUAUUUACGAUAUUAAAUUCUUCAAUUAUUUUUCAUAUUGUCUCUCAAAGACAGAUCUCCUAGGGUUCUAGGGUCCACUCAGCGACGCUUUCAUGAAUUAGUGUUAGCGCAAAGUGAGUGCAGACAUAAAAAUUCAUAGUGAAUGUUAUAUGAAUUAUAUAAUUUGAAAUAUCUAUGAAAACAAUCAAAAUAUGUGAACAAUUUCUUACUUUAUGCUCAUUUACUACUAAACGUUAAGUGAAAAUGUGAGGAUUUGUACUAAUUAUAAAUAUAAAAUUUAUAAGUUUUAAAGAUUUAACCUAACUCUUAAUAACUUCGUUAAAUUUUGGAUUGUAUUUUUUAGUUUGUAUUGUAUUUUUUAAAUUUAAUGGCCAUUCUACAAUAAGCUAUUAGUCAUAAAUCAGAAGUUAGAAGCUAGUAAUUGAUAACUGUAAUUGAUCAAUUCCAACUUCUAAUUUUUCUGAUUUAAGAGUAAUGAUUUAUUGUGUGUGGAAGGCCCAUUACAUUUAAAUAGAAAUAUAAUUAUGCACAUAUAUUAACUUUAUGAUUUAAGUGUAAUUUUGAACCAUAAAUUUGUAACUAGUAAGAUAAUGGUGUAUAAUGAAGUUCACUGAUUAAUGGAGUUUAAUGUUGAUUAAAUAUCAACUCUUUUUUUUGAUUGGUUUCGCACAGUUUUGCGGUAUUGGGAAGUAUUGUGUAUAAUAUCUAGUAUAUAAGUUAUUAAAAUUUAUAUUUCUGAAUUACACGGAAUGGUUGACCUGUCACUUUUUGGAAUAAGCUCUGGAAUAAGUUUAAUGUUUAAUACAUGUCAUAUAUGUUUAUUUUACCAAUUGUUAUUCUAAUGUAAAUUUGUU